Messenger RNA from Pocillopora verrucosa, 2375 nucleotides. NCBI's taxonomy places the organism in Eukaryota, Metazoa, Cnidaria, Anthozoa, Scleractinia, Pocilloporidae. The record is from RefSeq and is a predicted model, not a curated record.
UGGAUCUGCUCCAUACAUCAUUAAAAUAGAUUGAGGAAAGAAAAGCUUUCCUCUCACGUUUGGGUCUCCGCGGUGCAUCUCAAGCUUGGAAUGAUGAAAGCGCUUUGGUAUGCGUUAGGAGUUAGUUCAGUUUAUUUCAUGACGGUCGAUUUAGUUGUUCAAAGGGGCUGGGCAAUGGCAGAACGAAAUGAUAAGUGUGUAAAUGCCCCGUUCUUGAAGCAGAGUGAAUGUAGUGGUUCCAAAUGCAAAGAACGUCUUAAGAGUAAAUGGCAGAGAAUAAAAUGCUUACCGUUUUCCACCAGCGGUCGCAAAGGUCUAUGCUCUAAAUGGUGCCAUGAAGGAGGGACAUCGACUCAGUCUUGCUAUGAUGCAUUUCAUAGAUUUUCUUCAGAACAAAUCUAUUUCAAGAACGGCGACGAAAACUUCAAAUUUGAAGUAGUAUACUGUAGAUCUUUCGAAUUUAUCAUUAGGCUAGAAAGGGUGCUCUCGAGAAUUGAAAGACCAGAAGUUACAAUUCAACCAGCCAUAAAUUUAACCAUCAAUGAUGCAAAACAGCAGUUUAGAACUUCAAUCCAAAGCAUUUGGUCCAACAAUUCACAUGGGGACACAAAUUCAACACAGGAUCAAAAACUGGAGGAUACUGUCUUUGCUGCGUUCAUCUUUGAAUACUUUAUAUUAAGCAUUGCCAGAGAGCGGCUGCACGUUACAAAUCCCGAAUUUAUUGAUGUGGAUGAAGAUCUGAACUUUCGAGUUAGACGCAAUGACCUCCAGAGAGGAGAUGACUUUCUGUUUCAUGGAAGCAGUCGCGGGAACUUUAUUAAGAUUCCCUCAGCUAAUCUGGAUCGAGACUCUACAGUACUUGGGCUCGAAUACACCAACCUUUCUAAGCUUUUAUCAAACUAUUCAGCUGACACUGAGAGAGACAACACAACAAAGAUACUUGACAGUGUAAUUAUGUCCGCCGUAACAAACGCUCCGCCCAAGGUUCUACCAGAAAACAUCACACUGGUUUUUAAGAACAUGCAGGUGAAUCGUAAAAAAAGAACAUGUGUAUUCUGGAGCUUCUCAGAAGAAAACUUUGGGAGUUGGUCAAGUGAAGGAUGUCAAACAAAGUUGAUAUCCGAUCAUUACACGGAAUGUGUUUGCAAUCAUCUCACCCACUUCGCUGUGCUCAUGGAUUUCACCGACAAUGCUGAUGACGGGAAGGAUAAAACUCUUUCGUCAUAUGAGCAUCACAAAAUACUGACACUCCUCACUCGAGUGGGGAUGGCUUUAUCUCUCAUUGGAGUCAUACUCACAAUUAUCAGCUAUCUUCAGCUCACAGACAGAAAUUUACCUUUGUGUCACAUACGGGUUAGUCUGACAUCCUGCAUUGGAGCAGGACAUAUCAUCUUUUUCGCUGGAAUCGACUCCACUGGAAACCAGGCUGCUUGUGUAGCUGUGGCAGCUCUUAUGCAGUAUUUCCUGAUGGCCAGUUUUUGCUGGAUGCUUGUCGAGGGGAUUUAUAUCUAUUUAUUUGUUGUAAAGGUUUACAACAUUAGCGAUAAAAUGCAUCGCUAUCAUGGCUUUUGCUGGGGACUGCCUGCAAUCAUAGUUGCUGUAUCUCUGGUAAUCGCUGCAGGAAAUGAUGGAAUCGAAACUUUUGUCAAUGAUGAAAACUGCUGGAUGUCCUCCUCUAACAAAGUCAUCUGGAUAUUUGUUUCCUUUGUUGGACUGAUCGCAAUUAUUAACAUGACGAUCCUCGUGCGGGUUAUAAAGGAAGUAACAACAAUCCAACAGGUGAAGGAUAGCCCGACUGAGCAGAUCAGGCUUGGUGUCCGUGCAUGCGUGGUGUUAGCUCCAUUGCUGGGUGUCACGUGGCUGAUUGGCUUCCUUGUGCCGUUACACAUCGCCUUCUCCUACAUUUUUGUAAUCCUUAAUUCCACUCAGGGAUUAUUCAUUUUCUUCUUUCACUGCUUGGGAAAUAGUGAGAUAAGGGGGCGUUUCAAAAGAAGAGUCCAAAAAAUCCACCCAAGUGCAUUUAAUCAAAGGCCAGGUGACGACAGAGGAAACUCUCAAGCCCGUCAAAGUCACAGUGAUACUGGGAUUCCUGUGCAGGAUCAAGAGUAAUCAAUAGACUUUGAACUUUUGUCUUGCCAAUGGAAUGGGAAAAUACUAAAUGCAUUUAUAACCAGCUUCACUUCUGUUGCUUAGGCUUUAGCUGAUUCAAGUUAAUUCAAGUUGUAUUUAUGCUUUUUUUGAGUAAUUUUUUCUUAGCCCCAGGCUUAGCUAGGUUGAUGAUAUUUAGCCACACUUACCUGGCAUCGUUGGCAUUAUAUGGAAUAAUUAUUUGCAUUAAAAUCAAAUUGCCCGAGAAUACCAGUUUAUAUACUGAU